AUGGGCCAGUCCCAAUCCACCGCCACAGGCGGCCCAGCCGACAGCAGCAAACACGUCUUCACAGCCAGCACGCCCAUCAACUUCUCCUCCGAGCUUGUCGAGUCCCUGCAAGCCUCGUCCGAAACCAAUUCGACGCGCGCCAAAUCCCUCGAGCUGCACAUCGCGCAGCGCGUGCAGGAAGAGCUGGCCAAGCUGCAGGAAGGCCAAUCUUCCGCGCUUGAGGCCGCCAAGUCCAAGAUCCUCAGCGAGCGUGAGGCGUCGGAAGGCGGAGAGGGCUUCGCUGCGGCGGCCAAGGACAAGUUGCCGCAGGGACUCGGGGGUGUGAGCAAGGAGGAGAAGGAGCGGAAAGAGGCCAGCAGCAAGAAGGUGCAGGAGGAGAUUGAGCGGUUGAAGCGCGAGUUGGGCCAGAGAAAGGUGCUGAAGGAGCUGCCGAAGGAGGUGGAGGCGGCGAGGAGCGAGUUGACUUCGUGUUUGAGGGUCAACGAUCGGCGGCCGCUGGAUUGUUGGAAGGAGGUUGAGGUGUUUAAGCGGGAAGUGAGGCGGUUGGAGGAGGAGUUCGUCAGUAAGGUGCUAUGA
Molecule: messenger RNA, 576 nt
Organism: Cyphellophora europaea CBS 101466
Lineage: Eukaryota; Fungi; Ascomycota; Eurotiomycetes; Chaetothyriales; Cyphellophoraceae
Exons: 1
Coding region: 1-576 (191 amino acids)
Source: RefSeq, a predicted model, not a curated record